Fusarium pseudograminearum CS3096 is the source of this 540-nucleotide messenger RNA. RefSeq lists its product as uncharacterized. The coding region runs from base 1 to 540 and encodes 179 amino acids. NCBI's taxonomy places the organism in Eukaryota, Fungi, Ascomycota, Sordariomycetes, Hypocreales, Nectriaceae. The record is from RefSeq and is a predicted model, not a curated record. The transcript has 3 exons.
AUGGCUCUCAUAUCCGCCAAGACCAUUAUUACUUCCGUGUCCCUCUUUCACCUUACCCUCGGCUACUUCUUCCUCACCAGUCCAAGCUCCAUCAAUGAGCAGGCACUCGUAUUCAUGAUGGGCGACAGCAUGGGAAUGCCCUUGGCCAGAGGUUUCGAGGUGCAAAGCUCUCCUCUUGCCUUCCUCGCUGUGAUCCUCAUCUUUAUCGGCUUCAGCGAUCUGGUUUCUCUCUCCAUGCCUGAUGAGAUUUGCCUUGUCUAUCACUGGGGCUCACAAGCCCCGAUCCGAUCGUUCAUCUCCCUCGUUUUCGUUGCCUACGUCUUCCUGUUUGGCCCAUCGUCGCCCAUGUUCGGCAAGUCCUCUGUUGGACCCGCGUAUCGCCCUGCUGGCUGGGGCGGAGACAUGCUCAAGAACCGUCUGUUCUUCACCUUUAUCUUUAUCGAGACCAUGACAUGGUUCUGGAUUUGGGUUACUCUGCGUGAGGAGCGAGACGCCAUCAUGAGCAAGAAGUCCCGAAGAAGAAACUCGCAUUCUUUGUAA